AGAAUUUCUUCAUUAGAACAAUAAAAUAAGAAUGGCUAAAACUCUAAAAUUGUUAAGUGGUGAAGUAAUGCCAAUAGUGGGACUAGGAACAUGGAAGUCGAAACCUGGAGAGGUAGAAAAUGCUGUCAAAACUGCAAUCGACAAUAAUUAUAAACUUAUAGAUUGCGCUUAUGCUUAUGGUAAUGAAGAGGAGGUGGGUAGAGCUUUAAAAGAAAAAUUUCAAAGUGGUCUUAAGAGGCAGGAAGUGUUCAUUACAAGCAAGUUGUGGAAUACACGUCAUCAUAAAGAAGAUGUUAUCCCAUCUCUAAAAGAAUCAUUGACCAAUCUAAAUGUUGACUACUUAGACUUAUUCUUGAUUCAUUGGCCUACAGCUUUCAAGCAAGGACGAGAAAAUUUUCCCAAAGAUGACGAAGGAAAUCUUAUAUACGAUAAAGUUUGCCAUCUUGAAACCUGGAAGCAAAUGGAAGAAUGCGUUAAACUAGGUUUGACAAAGAGUAUUGGAGUAUCUAACUUUAAUAGCAAACAAAUUCAAAACAUUCUUGAUAAUUGCUCAAUAAAACCAGCUAAUCUUCAGAUUGAGAUACACGCCUACUUUGGUCAAAAAAAACUCGUGGAUUUUUGCCAUAAAAAUGGGAUAACUGUUACUGCUUACAGCCCCUUAGGUUCACCAGACAGGCCAUGGGCUGGAACCAGAGAAGAACCAAUUCUACUUAAGGACCCUGUCAUAGAAAAACUAGGUCAAAAAUAUUCGAAAACACCCGGACAAAUUCUUCUUAAAUGGCUGGCACAAAGAAAUAUCGCUGUUAUUCCGAAGAGCGUAACACCCUCCAGGAUUCAGCAGAAUCUGAACAUUUUUGAUUUUACUAUAUCUGAUGAAGAUGUGAAGAUUAUUGAUAGUAUCGAUAAGAAUUAUAGAUACAUUGCACCCGUCGUAGAAGUGAAUGGUAAGAUAGAAUUUAGAGACGGUAAAGCUCCGGACUUCCCAUUUUAUGAAGAAUUUUAA
Dimorphilus gyrociliatus is the source of this 1003-nucleotide messenger RNA. The record is from the annotation of a GenBank genome assembly. Lineage: Eukaryota; Metazoa; Annelida; Polychaeta; Dinophilidae.